GACAUAAAAUUUAAAAAUUCAACUUACGAAAACUAUAAUUCGGCAAAAACGUACAAAGUAAAAUAUACCGAUGGUCAUUUUUAUAAGGCUUUUAUCAUCGCAGUAGCGGAAACAAUGGAAGAGGUCAAAAUGAAAGCCGAGGAGAAGCGUAUUCGUUUGCCUGCUGCCAAACUGAGGGAGUUAAAUGUUGCAAACGAUGAGAUUAGUUCAUCGGACAAUGAAAAUAUUCCUCUUAAUACAAUGGAACGAAAUUCCACAAAAAAACAAAAGAAGAGUCAGGAGAGAGCAUACCAAUUAGAAAAUUAUCACAAAAUAAUGAAGUCUGUGUCAAAUCAAGAAAUGCCCAUGGAUCUGCCAAAUACUAUGGAAAGUAAAAAUUGGAAAGAAAAAUAUGAAGAAUUAAAAAAAGAAAACAAAGCAUUAACGGAAGAAGUCCAAAAGUUAAAGGAGCUAAAUAUUAACUUACAAGAGGAGGUGAUAGCAAAAUUUAAAAGUAUAGACUUCAUGCAAAAUCCGAUUCCACCAAUGGUAACUAUGGACAGCCAAGAAACUUCCAAACCGAUCCCCGAUGAUGUUCCAGUGGGCGGACUAUAUGAUGGCCAAAUUCACAUUGGACGAGGAGAAUGGUUACCUGUAGCCAUUUUUAAUAUGUGUAUGGCAAAAAAAAAAGAUUCUAUCUUUAUCAAAGAGAUUGCGUGUUCCUUAUUUUCGCCAGACGUAUUAUCUACAUCAUCAGUGACUGGUCAACCUGGUAAUAAGACCUCAAAUCCUGCCAAGCCUGCAUUAGACCCCACCAAACUUCUUGCAAUUGAAGAUAUACUCCAAUUCAGAAUGUUUCAAAGAGGCGAUACCCCUGAUCUAAAAAUUAUCAGAAACUGUGUCCAUAAACACGUUCGUGAUAAAAUUCAGGACCUCAUUAGACCACCAAGGGCGUCAAAAUCCAAAAAAUUAAAUAGUCAGAGCAACCCUCAGCAUAGAUUGUCACCUGAGGAACCUCAAGUAGUAGAAGAGCAUGUGCAGGAUGCAAAUAUGGAAAUUGUUGUGCCUAAUACCUUUAUCACUGAAAAUGCUGUAGUCCUAGUAGAUGAGUUAGGAGUUGAAAUUGGCCAUAUAUAGUAACGAUCAAAUUUAUUGAAUUUCUACUACAUUUGGGAAUUCACAAAUAACUUUUGUUUUACCAGUAUCAAUAAAAAUACAUUUAGAUUCGUAGUCAGACAUAGAUAUUAGUAGUAAUUCAUAGGUACUCUCUUUAACAUAAAACAUAUGAUUUAGUGUAACUUGCCCACAAAUGUAUGGUUGUGUGUGUAAUUUUUUAACUAGCAUAAAUGCUUUUUCCUUGUAAAGGAUAAAUUCUAAAAUCUCAACAAAAUCUUGGCAUUUUGUUUUUAUAACAGCGUUACAUUUUUUCGAUACAUUCAUGUAAUCAUUGCUAUGAAGCAUAGUGUUAUUAUACACACAUCUCUUGUAAAUAAAACCAUUUUCAGGUACAUCAGUUUUCAGGCUAUGAAGAUCUUCGAAAUUGUUAGUUCUUAAAAAUUUUAAUUUCGUUAUCAUUUCACUGGCAUUUAUAAGAGACGCUUUUCCUAACAAAAUGCUUUCACCUGCAACAGUCUUUCUUUUGUAAUGCCUUUUGUGGCCCACAAUUAGAUUAUUACAGAAUAUAACAGAAUUUUCAUUAAUAACGUUAUUACUUUGAAUACGAGGCACAAAUGUAUUAAAAUUAUAUAAUUUCUUAGCAA
Molecule: messenger RNA, 1739 nt
Organism: Photinus pyralis (common eastern firefly)
Lineage: Eukaryota; Metazoa; Arthropoda; Insecta; Coleoptera; Lampyridae
Exons: 7
Coding region: 115-1116 (333 amino acids)
Biological process (GO): negative regulation of DNA-templated transcription
Molecular function (GO): DNA binding
Source: RefSeq, a predicted model, not a curated record